This is a messenger RNA of Aspergillus tanneri, 3441 nucleotides long. Its product is annotated as putative translation regulator (Cya5). The transcript has a single exon. NCBI's taxonomy places the organism in Eukaryota, Fungi, Ascomycota, Eurotiomycetes, Eurotiales, Aspergillaceae. Gene Ontology annotation, molecular function: protein binding. The record is from RefSeq and is a predicted model, not a curated record. The coding region runs from base 1 to 3441 and encodes 1146 amino acids.
AUGGUACAUAGCCAUUAUAUUAAACGUGGCGGAAGGAAAGAGGCCAAGAGGAAUCUUCUGGCCCUCCUGGCAGAUAAUGAGUCCGAGGAGUAUGAUAAAGCAUGGAUGCUUUAUGAGACAGCUGGUCACCCCCUCGACGUAAACCCUGCUCUUCUUGCAUUUUUAAGUCGCUCUGGGAACGAUGUAGAUCAUCGACGAGCGAAAAUAUUAUUUCGCGGGAUUGCUUUCGACUCUCGAUUGGCCGACGAUUAUCUGCACAUGGCAAGGUCUUAUUUGACGACCGGGAGUCCAUAUGGUGUAAUCAGCACCUGUAAGAAGGCAAUUUCUAAGGGCCAAGGUAUCCCAUGCUGGGGAUUUGCCUUGGCAAACUUUGUCAGGAGCACCGAGUGGGAAGCGGCGCUAAAUAUAUGGGAUUUGAGGCCACUAUCCAUGGAGGAUCAGCUGUGGAGACCCGUUGCGCAACAUUUGGCUGCUCCUGACAUGCCAAAGAGCUUGCUUACCUUUUCCACGUUCUUGGAAGACCAACCAUUAAAUAGCCGGGCUUACGGUCUUGCCCAGUUUUUACUUUCCCAUGCUUUCGCUACUCCAGAGGCCGUGCACAGUACAGCGACUGAAACGCUGUUGCUUCUGUUACGAAAGUUUAGCUCGCUGUUUAUCCUCACCCCCGAGCACUAUUUCAAACUUAUCGACAGUCUCCAGUCAUCUCAGAUCAGAACAAUAUCCGUACGAUCCAUCCUAUUGUAUCGUAACUUUCGCUGGCAGAUGCAGGGAGAUGUCCCACCUGCAGAGCUUCUCCUUCAACUUAUACAACGCCUGGCCUCGCUGGAAAUCACGACCGGCAUCCAGUAUCUCUUGGAUGAAUUCACCCAUUUCUAUGGGAAACCGACCGUGGAUGCGUAUAGGAUUGCCCUCGCAGCAUUUUCUAAAGCUGGCGACGUGGGAAAGGUCACGCAAAUCUUUGAAAAUUAUAUCUCAGAUCACGGUAAACCAUUAAGCCGGAGACUCCUUACUCCACUCCUCUACGUUCAUGCGAGAGCUGGAAAUGUACGAGAAACGGUCCGUCAAUUCAAUAGGAUCUCGGAGGAAUUCGGCCUCGAGCAAAACACCGUGUGCUGGAAUAUAGUCCUCGCUGCAUAUGCUAGAUCCGACGACCUCGAAGGAGCCUUUACAUUGUUCAAGCAGAUGCUCCAAAAGGGGGCGACACCCAAUCCUCACACGUUCGGCACGGUAAUGGGAUUAUGUGCUAAUAGGGGCGAUAUCGAUACCGUCCGUCAGCUGCUUGCUCUGGCUGAGAAAAGGCAGGUGCAGAUGACCGCCCCGUUGCUUGAUACCAUUGUGGAGGCAUACUGCAACAAUCAGAGACUCGAUUUGGCCGAGAGCGUUGCAGAAAUAUGUCUCGGGUUGGAUGUGAAGGGCUCGCGUGUGAGAAUGUGGAAUGUGCUACUUUGGAAUCAUGCAUUCCGGAUGGACUUGGAAUCUAUCUCUAGGAUCCGCUCACGCAUGGAUGCGAACGGCCUGUCGCCAGAUGGGAUGACUUAUGCCGCCCUCAUGCUCAGUCUGGUGCUCACAGGGCAGACAGACGAAGCGCGGCGCAUUCUCCGGAAGCUUCACAGAAGCUACCAAAUGUACACCACAGAAUUUCACUACGCCAUAAUUCUCUAUGGCUAUGUCAAGGCUCGAAAUCGUGACAUGGUGCACAUUAUCUUUCGUGAAAUCAAAGAGCGUUUUGACCGACCGGGAUUUAGUUCUCAGCUCCUUGUUCUCAAGAGUCAGAUCCAUCGAGAUUUGCAGCUCGUCCAGGAUUGUGGUAGGCAAGUUAACGCUGCCAACAUUCGCUUGGAGAAUGCUGAGAUGUUCCUUGCCGAAACCAUCGCAGAGUUCAACACCACCAAGCUGGCAACCAAACAACCUUUGCCGGGUGCAGGGAGGAAGCCUCCUCGCAUUGCCUUCCCUGCUAUGUACUACGAGUAUAUAAUCACGGCCUAUGGAACGAGAGGAGCGUCGGAAAGGGCCAGGGCGCUGUUUGAUCAGUUCGUAAACGGUCAACAUCCUCCGGAUUCUCCAGAGGAUGCCAAAGAUAUAGCGCCAAUUCAUCUGCUUGUCGCACUGAUGCUUGCACACAUGAAGGCCGAGCAAUACAAGAAGGUUGAAGAAUGUUGGGAGUUGGCUUUCCCCCGCGCCAGAAAGAUAGCUAGCCGCUCCACUGUCGAUGAAUGGCUCUCUGAACAGUUGGCCUCUAGUGCUAGUCCACCUCGGCCCUCUUUGCCAAUAUCGGUCCGUGGCGAGCAGGAAAUGCUAAUAGGGCCAGAUACGGUUGAUCUCUCCCGAUCGAAGAAGAAAUCUUCAGUGCUGCCGUCAUAUAAAUUCGUUCUGUCUUGGCCGCUAUCUCUAUACAUGCGGUCUUUAGCCUAUCUGAAUGAGCCAUGGAAAAUCCGCCAAGUUGUAGCGGAGGUUGAGAAGGCCGGCUUUAGUCUGACGACUUUUAACUGGUCAACAUACGUGCAGAUGCUUGCAUCUUCUGACAAGCCUUCGGAUCAAGUUGAGGCUUUUACCGUCUUCGAACAGAAGUUCAUGCCUAACUUCCCAGGAUGGAAGAACCUUCGUCGAGGGUAUGGGGUGAAGCCUGCUGGCGUACCUGCCACCUUUGACGUCAUAGAGAAGAACCCAAGGCGUGGGAAACACCCCGACGUUUUUGGCAAGGAGAGUCGGCGGUACUGGAGCAAGAUUCAACCAGAUUUCAUGCAGCCCACCUAUGUUUCUAUGGUAUAUUUGGCGUCUGCCCUCCUUGGGUUCCGGGAGAGGAGUAUCCACGAUGGAGGUGCUGAAGUAAAAAAUCUCUAUAAAGCGGCACCGAAAACCAUUGAGACAAUUGCUAACAUGCCCUACCUACGCGAACGGUUCCAGGGCGUGUUGCUUCGACGUCGUCAGGAACAAGGUGAUAAUAAAGAUGAUACAAAUAUACUUGAACCUUUCGUUUGGACUGGUGGUAUCCUCGGCGUGGGAGGUCGACGAAGGGCUCCAAACCCGGACGAAACUAUGCAUCAGCCAGCAAAGGAAGAGCAUGAUUCGUGUGAGGAAGAUAUUGAGUUAGAUGACGACUCUUCGGCAAUUGAGCCUACGCCAAGUGAGGAGCAAAUUGCUCUUUCCGAGGGCGAUGGUUACCAUAUUAAUGACAGCCUCCCUCUGGGCAGCACGUCGACGAUUUCCGACAAAACCAUUAGCCCCGAGGACGAGUAUGAUACUGAGGCUGAGUCACUUUUGGGGAUCAGGCGCAAAUCCAAUGAAGCGAACGAUGAGAUUUUGGACAAUGAGCAUCGGGAGAGUUCUAACCAGAUCUAUCACGAUGAGAGAAUUGCAUUGUUGGAUGAAAUUCACCCUCUUAAGCAGGAUGGUCAAGACACUGAAGACGCGCCGUCUCAUGAACGGAGGAUCGGAGGAUGA